Molecule: messenger RNA, 813 nt
Organism: Talaromyces rugulosus
Lineage: Eukaryota; Fungi; Ascomycota; Eurotiomycetes; Eurotiales; Trichocomaceae
Exons: 1
Coding region: 1-813 (270 amino acids)
Biological process (GO): translation
Cellular component (GO): ribosome
Molecular function (GO): structural constituent of ribosome
Source: RefSeq, a predicted model, not a curated record
AUGCCACCAACCAAUGUCCUACGAAGCCUCUGGCUUUCUCGGUCGUCUGUCUUUUCAUCCACAGUACCUACAGCUACGACGAGAAGAACCACUCGCUAUGUAUCGGGCGGCAGCAGAUUCACACUCCCACACCGAACACUCACCACGACACGACCGAGCCUAGCGGAAGUCAAGUCAACAACAACACAGGGGACACCAAAAGAAACCGAAACCUCAUCGGAAAAAAAACAACAGCAACAGCAAGAAGAAGCAAACAAAAGAAAAUAUGCCUUCCCCAGCGGCAUCACCAUGCCGAAACCACGCCAAUACCCGUACGACGUCAAGACCGGCACCGUGACCUCUGUUGGCCUAAUGGACAAGACAGUGCGCGUCCAAUACCGCCAUCGCAAAUGGGAGCCACAUAUUCAAAAAUACUACCCGCACGUGACCACCUAUCUAGUGUCGGACCCGCAAGGCUCGCUGCGCGAGGGCGACGUGAUCGAGUUCUCGUCGGGGGCGCGCCGCUCGCCGCGCGUGCGCCAUGUGGUCGACCGCAUCGUUGCGCCGUUUGGCGUCGGGAUUGAUGAACGUCCGGCCGUGCUGACGCGUGAGCAGAGAGAGCAGCAGCAGACCGAGAAGCGGCAGGCCAAGGUUGCGCGCAAGUUGGCAAGGGUCGUGGAUGAGGCUGUGGAGCGCAAUGGGGGGCAGCCCGUCGAUGAGGCUGACCUAGAAACUCUCAAGCGGCACUUUUUGUUGAGGCAGUUCCAGGAUGGCAAGAUCAAGAGGUUGGUUCGCAAGAGGCUUCAGGUUGAGGCUGCUGAGGAGAGCAAAUAA